GAGAAAGACGUAAUUUUCAGUGUUGAGACCCCGUGAGAGGUGUCUUGUAGCCUCCGUCAAAACACCAGAAUAUUAAGAACACCGUCAGCAACGUCUUCAGGAUGUCUCGAAUCAGUUCUCCAUUACCUACAGCCCGUACGCCUUCACCAGCCCGUUCUCUCUCCCCGGAUGCCCCCCAAGUCCAGGCCCAGUUCUUGAAGGCGGGUACGGGGAACUUUUCCGAUACUUCCGACGAUGAACCCGAACUCCGCGCCCUCUCCGACUCCUCCAUUGAAGUUUCACCCAGCACCUCGCCAGGACCACCAAGGGUCGUCGACUAUGUGCCCAAGAAGGUCCAGUUUGUACAGGUUGAUUCCCAAGGUGUUUGUGAAAGAGGACGGGGUACCACGUCUCCCCCUAACCGAGGACCCGCCAUCGUUGUCUCUGACCCCGACACCACCGAGGCGAUGCUGGGAACAAGACCAGGAGCAGUGUCACCUAUGGGCUCCGAGUCUGAAGUUGGCACUCUCAAGAUGGCCACCCAGAGACCCAAGUCGCCCCGUCCCAACACUCCUCGGAAAGAUGAGGCUAAUGAGUCUUUCUGGGACAAAAUUGGAACGCUGGGGAGGAAAAAGAAAAUCAAAGAAGUUCAAGAAGUGCAAGUUGAAGGUAAACAUGCAAUUGAUUCACCUGGGUCUCCCAUGUCUGUAGACGUACCUCCAGAUGACUACAAUUUAGAUGACAAUGAAGAGAGAUCUAUGAUAGAGCCUGGAUCAUAUGAUGAUCCAAAACUGAAAGAGUUGAUUGACAUCCUUAUGGAAUGGGUUAAUGAUGUCCUGGCACCGGAGCGUAUUAUAGUCAAACACAUAGAAGAGGACCUUUAUGAUGGAAUGGUGUUCCACAAGUUGAUUGAAAAGCUGACAAAUAACACUUUAGACGUGCAGGAGGUUACCCAGAGUGAGACCGGCCAGAAACAGAAGUUGCGGAUCGUUCUCAAUGCUGCCAAUCAUAUCCUUGGGCUAAGCCGAUAUGGACCCCAUAAGUGGUCAGUGGAGUCCAUCCACUCUAAAAAUAUUGUGGCAAUUCUUCACCUGCUAGUAGCAUUGGCCCGCCAUUUUAGAGCACCAAUAAGGAUGCCUGAGAACUGCAUCAUUAGUGUUGUUAUUGUGCAGAAGCGCGAUGGGCAGCUCAAUCACCGCAUUGUAAAUGAGGAACUGACCGGCACUUUUGAUGACCUGGGCCUGAGGUGUGAGCGGGAUGCUUUUGACACCCUCUUUGAUCAUGCACCUGAUAAACUCCAAGUUGUAAAGAGAUCUUUGGUCACAUUUGUAAACAAGCAGCUGAACAAGAUCAACCUAGAGGUCGGAGAUUUGGAAUCAGAGUUCAAUGAUGGAGUCUACUUGUGUCUCUUGAUGGGGCUUCUAGAGGGCUACUUUGUUCCUCUUCACCACUUCUUCCUCACACCCAAGACCUUUGAGGAAAAACUUCAUAAUGUCACACAAUCCUUUGAGUUAAUGAUGGAUGCUGGACUAGCUCAACCCAAGGCCAGGCCAGAAGAUAUUGUGAAUUCUGAUCUCAAGUCAACCCUCAGAGUUCUGUAUAACCUUUUCACCCGGUAUAAGAACACACACUAAGCGUUAGAAAGGAUGAUGAAGCACAAAACACGGAACUAAAAACUGCCUUCUUCAGUAUGAUGUAGUCUACUGUAUUUACUUAAACCCUCAAGCAAAAAUAAAUUUGCUGAUACUGUACCUCGAAGUGAGAGAUGGAAGCACAACAAGAAGUGCUUUUGUUAAUGUGCCUCAAACACUUCAUGUUUCUCAAGAAUAAAAUAAUAGUGCCUCAAAAAUUUAUAUAUACAGUAUAUAUAAACUUUGUAAGAACUAUCAGAAUACUAUAUAUUUAUGACCGACAAAGAUCCUGAGCGAUACCAUAAUCCUCCAGUGUGCCAAGCCAAACUCAGCACAAUCUCAGUCCUCCAGUAUUGCUAAAUGAAUCAACAUGUGAAAGUUUAGGUUAAGUCUAUAAGCCAUCCACUUUGUGAGAGAAAUAUUUUAUAAUUGAAUAUAGUUUACGUCUUCAGUACAUAAUAGGUAUUUUUUAUAAAUGAAGCCACACUGGACAACUAAUUAUGUUUGGAUAAAUACCAUAACCGUCCCUUCAUAUUAGGGUUGUACUGUACUGUGUUACCAAAAAUGGAUGACAGACAGCUAAAUAAGUGGUGACAAUGAGUCCAUUUAAUGGUAAUUGUAUUCUUUAUAACUAUACAAUGUAGCUACUUUUAAGUUCCUUUAUCUUUGGUUAGUUAAGAUAUUUAACCAUGUGCCUCGAUAAUUUGUAAGAUGGUCAUCACUCUCAGAGUUUGAUAACUACAAGUAUGAAACAUGACUACAGUAUAUAUAAUUAGUUCUUCAUGAAUUUGACUGGAGGAUUUUUAGGAAUUUUUAUCACGUGAGGAAAAUUUUUGCAAAGAGAACUUAAUAUUUUAAAGAAUUUGUAGGAGAAAAUGUAUACCACGUCUUGAUAAUACAUUACUUUCAUAUGUUUACACAGAUUGUUUAACCUUAUACUCGUCAUGGUAUGGGAAUACCUUACAGCCCCUAACUGCAUGAUCAAGCUGCAAUCCAUCUUGAUUGCAAUUUAUUAAUAUAUCUAUAUUCAGUUAACUAUUUCUUGUACUGUCAGUUACCGGCAACAAGUCCGUAUGAGGUAAGACCAUCAGUGAGGGAGAGUUUAUAUACAGUACAUAUAUAUGCUCUCUGUUUAAAGCUUUAAUGUACAAGUGUGUUUAUAGUGGGUGAAGAAAUAUGUCUCAUGGCCCACUGUUUUGUUCCUCAUAAGUCUAAAAUACGGUGCAUCACAGUAGUUGUCUUGUAGUGUUUUGUUUGUUAUUAUUGACAGUUUAUAUAUUUUUCAUUACAUUUUCAGCUCAAAGUCUGACUCUUCAGUUGUAAAAUAAGAUAAUGUAUGCAUUUAUUGUCGUGCUGCUGCAAUUGUGGCUAUUGCAACUAAAGUAUUAGUAGUAAAGUACCAUAGGUGGCCUUUGUGAUCAAGCUUCAUGAUUGUAUAAUAUUGUUUCAUAUCCUUAAAUAAGCUUUGUCUUGACUCUGUAGUUGAGUCUUCAAUUAGUGAUGUUGUCAUUAUAAAACAAAACAAAACAAAUAUCUGUAGUUCAAUUAUUUGGUAUUGAAAUUAGUGAAUCUAUUUCAGGCACUCCCAGGCAGAGGUCAUGCUUAAGCUUAACUAUAAAUUCUUCAUAAAUUCAUAUUAUAUCAUGACUUCACAUUAUACAGUAUUUCAUUUAGAUGUGAGCUUUAAAGAGAGGCACAAUAGAUCCUUCAGGAAAAUCUCCUUUUAUUCUUUCAAAACAUCACUGAGGUGUGUCAAAAUAUUGCAAAGUUAAAGUGUUUUCUGUGCAAUGACAUUAUUUUACCACCAAGUAUUUUCUGUAAAAAGAUCUAAAAAAAUAGUACAGUUUGCAAAAUCUUGAUGGUAUAGCGACUGUAUAUACACUGAUAUUGUAUGUGUAAAUUGGUACCGAUCUUUGUUAAUUGUUUUUGGAGGUGUAUUAUUUAUAAAACUCAUUAUUUGUUUCAUAUUCAUUUAAAAUCCUGACAAGGCAAAAUUGUUGGUAGUGUUCAACUGUAUGCAUGGUUGAGAAUAAUGAUUCUUAGCAUUGUUUGCUUGGAGCUGUAUUUUUAGUAUGUUUUGUACUGUAAUGAAAUACUGUACCACUUUUAAUUAUUUAAUUAACUGCAAUAUAUUGUCAAUGUAUGUUCUGAAAUAUGUUUUAAGUACAGUACAGUAUUAAUAUGUAGGAAAUAUGCUUUAAAUUUUGUGGGCAUGUUACUGAUAAUUUAACACUGAUUUCAGUUAUGUUUGGACAGUAGUACUGUAAUAGGAUUGAUUAAGUUAAAGCCAUUAAUUGGAUACAUUAGAUAGAAUGUAAAUAAAAAAAAAUUAGUGGCUUUAAUUUUCUUGGUCACAAAUUGCUUCAUAUAAUUAACUAGUCUUUUAUUGUUGUUCUUCAGUCCUUCUAUUACUACAGUAAUCAUUAUACUUCUCAUGAGAGAACAUCUCAAAGAACUAAAACUUGCUUUGGUCUUCAUGGUUACCAGUUUAGUCUAAGUAGGACAAUUCAGGUCGACCUCAAAUACUGUACUGUACUGUACUGUACUGUACAGAUCAACCAGCAGUCCAAAAAAAUCCAUGUUAUCUGUAAUUUGUGGAUAGUAAUGCAAAUGAUCACAUAAAAGUGUAAUGAUAUUGUUAAGCUUCUGAAGAAUCAGCUUCAUGUUAGUGAUAACUUUACAGUAGUGCCUGUCUGUUCAUCCAUAAAAUCCUGUUCAACCUUGUGUUCACAGUGGGAUAUGGUUGAUGUGGCCAGAUUGUACAGUAUUGGAAUCUUUGCAAUGUUUCUCUUAAAUGGUUCGCAUUAAAUUACCAUUAAUCACAUCAGAUUGCAUUCAGUGUUGAAUUGAAUUUUUAAUUGCAGUUUAAGGCUGUUGUACUGUACUUCACCUUACACUGUUAUGACCCUUCUAAAUCAUGUACUGACGGUGAACAACAUAAUCCUCACUCAAGUCAAAUGCAGUAGUAUGAACUGCAGUGCCAGAGGUAAGUCUUUAAUCAUUGUAGACUUAGUCAUAACAUAAUUACUAAAGCAAGCACCAAAAAAAAAUGGGAAUUUAGGAUAUUUCACUAUUACAAUGAGGUCUAAUUGUAAUUUGAAUACAGUAUACAGAAGCCUCACAAGUACAUUAUUAUUUUUUAUGUGAAUAUAUACCUAUUAUACUAUAUAUGGCAAACAAUUCACUAAAAAAAUGCAUUUUCAAAGUGAAAGUACAGGUACCUGUGCUCUGUAACAUAUUUCUUGGCAUAAAGGACAUAUACAAAAUCUGGUUAUAGUGCUCACAGCAUUAGAGGCUUUUCUCUGAAAGCUUUGAUUAUACAGUACCCCUGUAUAUGUGUUUUCAUGUGAAAUUAAUAAGUCAUCACACAGGUACAGGCAUUAGUAAGAUACACUAUACUGAUAUGUACAUUUUAUCAAACAUACUGUAUAUCAUUUGUUAGUCUAAACCCAAGGUAAUAAUUUUUGCAGGGAGGAUAGUGUAAAUGAAGCAUACCCGGUAGGUCUUUGGUCUUAUACACAUGAGUGUAUUUUACUUAAAUCUUCCUGUAAGUGCCAAAGUUUUUAAGUGUUAUAUAUUUCAUAAUGUUAAAGAUGGCUUGGACAAUCACAAUUAAGAUCUCAAAUCUGUAAUAAUUAACUUUUAUAUUACAUUCUUACCAUGUAGUAAUAUGGCUCACCAGGUGCCUUCUAUUAACAAUAAAAACUUUCAAUAAAUUCACAUUAUUA
This is a messenger RNA of Homarus americanus (American lobster), 5338 nucleotides long. It is a transcript of the gene parvin, whose product is annotated as beta-parvin-like. Lineage: Eukaryota; Metazoa; Arthropoda; Malacostraca; Decapoda; Nephropidae. The record is from RefSeq and is a predicted model, not a curated record. Gene Ontology annotation, biological process: establishment or maintenance of cell polarity; actin cytoskeleton organization; substrate adhesion-dependent cell spreading. The coding region runs from base 102 to 1613 and encodes 503 amino acids. Gene Ontology annotation, molecular function: actin binding. The transcript has 14 exons. Gene Ontology annotation, cellular component: actin cytoskeleton; cytoplasm; focal adhesion.